Molecule: messenger RNA, 2108 nt
Organism: Spodoptera frugiperda (fall armyworm)
Lineage: Eukaryota; Metazoa; Arthropoda; Insecta; Lepidoptera; Noctuidae
Gene: Ets97D
Product: DNA-binding protein Ets97D
Exons: 11
Coding region: 156-1577 (473 amino acids)
Biological process (GO): cell differentiation; regulation of transcription by RNA polymerase II
Cellular component (GO): nucleus
Molecular function (GO): sequence-specific DNA binding; DNA-binding transcription factor activity, RNA polymerase II-specific
Source: RefSeq, a predicted model, not a curated record
UUUCAUUUUAGGCGCACGCGGAAGUGGACAUUCAAGCGAUUUCCUUUUCCUAAAAUUUCAAAACUUAUAAAAAGUUCGAUAUAUUAUUGCUUUGUAUUUGUUUAUUAUAGUUUUCCAUAUUAUUUUAGUGUUUUCGUGAGUUAUUGUGUGUGAAAAUGGAGGUGACCGAUCUAAACGAUCUGCUUAAUGUACGUUCUAUCAAAAUGGAACAAGGAGAUUCAGCAUUUGAUGAGAAUACGGUCGAAAGUUCUGAUCCUCUAUCUAUAAUACCUCAGUACGUUACUGAAUCAGACUUAGGUCUCAUGCAAGCUGGUGGGGAGAUAUUGCAAACUCCCCUAGCAGUUUUCUCCGAUACUCCUGAUGAAGAUGACACUAUGCAAAGUACAGAAAGCAGUGACGAGGUGAUAGUCCAGUUAAUGGACAUCCGAACGAACUUGUCCCGUCUGCGAGCCAUGUUGGAGCGGAGACUCGGAUGUGAUCUCUCAGACUACACAUUUUGGCUGCAAAAUGCUAAAAUGUUGGAAAACCACAAAACCUUAGUUGAGCAGUGUAUCAGAGGCGAGGGCGUGGUACAAGUGAACAUCCAGAUCAGGUCUGCCGAGAGGAAGAUAAAUAUCCUGGACGUGUUGAAACCUGACGAGGAGUUGGUGCAGUUACCGAACCAGAUGGACGAUGAUUUAUUAGAGUUUGAAGAACCCCUGGCUGCUUCCAGUCGGACAGAGGAAGUAUCCGAGCCAGUGUCCCAUGCCGCGGCGGUCAAGUGGGUAGUGGACGCGCAGUUCAAGAGCGAGCACCGGGUUCGAGUGCCGGACGACCCUGCUGAAUGGUCGGUGCAGCAUGUGAAGCUGUGGAUCCAGUGGGCGGUGCGCCAGUUCAACCUGAUCGGCAUAAAGCUGUCUGACUGGAACAUUACGGGCGAGGAGUUGUGUGCCAUCAACAAUGUACAAUUCAAAGAAAAGGUACCUUCAGACCCUGGUGAUAUAUUCUGGACACAUUUUGAAUUACUGAGGAAAUGUAAAUUUAUCGCCGUUAUCCAAAGUGAUGAGCAAACAGUGAAGGACCCUUUAGAAGUUCCACAGUCUGCGAUAAAGAAGAAACCAAAGCAGGUGGUGAUACGACCAUCAGAGGACGACUGGUCAUCAUACGUGACAUCUAGAAACGGCAAUAACGGCCAGAUCCAGUUGUGGCAGUUUCUGUUGGAACUGCUGACGAGCGCGGAGUACUAUGACGUCAUCAGGUGGCACGGUACGGAAGGCGAGUUCAAGUUGUUGGAGCCGGAGAGAGUGGCCUCGCUAUGGGGCGCUCGGAAACACAAACCUGCCAUGAACUACGAGAAAUUAUCGCGAGCUCUGCGAUACUACUAUGACGGCGACAUGAUCGCUAAAGUUUCAGGAAAGAGAUUUGUGUAUAAAUUCGUGUGCGAUCUCCGCCAGCUACUUGGCUACGGCGCGGGGGAGCUGGCAGAGCUGGUCAAAGAAGUACACGACACUGAAAUUCAAAAUGGCAAUCCAAAUUAUACAGACAAAUACAGAAUGUAUGACCUAGAGGAGACGAGCUUACACACAGACAGAAAGUAAUGCAUAUUUUUUAUGUGUUUAAUGAACUCUAUUCCACCAAUCAAGCCUUUACGUUUGAUAUCCAUAACGGAGGCAGUCGUGGACACAUUACAUUAUAAUAUUGUAUGGUCAUCUAGACUAAGAGUGUGUACCAAAUAUCAGAUCGAAUGUAGGAUACAAAACCUAUGUGUUAUUCCAGACCAUAAUCUACCCCUGUUCCAAAUUUCAUCUCCAUCCGUUCCGUUUUGACGUGAUUGAGUAACCAACAUACACAAGCUUGCACAUGUAUGAUUACACUAACAAUAUAAUACAUGUUUAGUUUUAAUUACUAGCAGCACUAAGGUCAACUUUACUAUACACUCGACACAUGUUUCGCUCCUCCACGGAGCAUCUUCAGUUGUUGACUCGGCGGUUCUCGCAGCUCGAAUGAAGACAAAAGAUUAGGAUUAAUUAUUAUGUUAUCGGCUUACUCACGUAACUGUUUGACGAGGAACUCGACUAGUUUCAAGCCAUGCUAGAGGCUCAUAUUCAUGAGCAGCAUUCCGCGACACA